Drosophila ficusphila is the source of this 1108-nucleotide messenger RNA. RefSeq lists its product as uncharacterized. Gene Ontology annotation, biological process: regulation of transcription by RNA polymerase II. Bases 83 to 1027 code for a protein of 314 amino acids. The transcript has a single exon. The record is from RefSeq and is a predicted model, not a curated record. Gene Ontology annotation, molecular function: DNA binding. NCBI's taxonomy places the organism in Eukaryota, Metazoa, Arthropoda, Insecta, Diptera, Drosophilidae. Gene Ontology annotation, cellular component: nucleus; transcription regulator complex.
GCCAACGCUCACCCUUCUCUGCACUGCUUCGUUUACCAGCACUGCAAGUUGCAUUAAUAAUAAUAAUUUCGAAUUAAACAAAAUGAGCUCGAACCACCGUCCUCUGGACGACUCGGACAUCCUGCUGAUCCAGACCAUCCGCGAGACGCCGUCGCUGUACGAUCCACAACAGCCCUCUUUCCGGCUUUCGCAGCGCAAGGAGGAAGACUGGGCCAAAGUCGCAGAUGUCCUCAACAUAUCGACAAUGGACGCCAGGCGUCGAUGGACCUGUUUGAGGGAUCGUUAUUCCCGGGAGCUUAAACAAAAGCGUCUGCAUCCGUCCGGCGAGUUCGGCCAGAACGACUUCUUCCGAAAGAUGGACUUUCUGCGAGACUUUGUACGCAAGAGACGGGAGCGAGGAGGACGCGACCGUGUACGGGACCAAAAGCCAACCGGCUGGAUGAAAGUAGACAUGCGACGACGUCGCAUUAGAUUGCCUCUCGACACGGACACGCUGAUUGAGGAGCAGGGCUCGCAGGUUUACGACGAGGCCGAGGAACACCAGAAUUACGAUGCCAAGCUGGAGGCGCAGACCACGCACUCAGAAACGUAUUCGGUGCUCGUAGAGGCUGACGAAGGCCAGGAGCAGGAUCAGGAGAGUUUUGAAGAGUUUCUGGGAUCCGAGUGUGAACAGAAGGUUAAAGUGGUUACCAUUCAUCCAGACCCUGCCACUCCAAAGCCAAACUCUACUACGCCGUGUGAGUCAGGGGAACCUAGCCAGGCCGACCUGAACUACUUGGUCUGCGUGCCCAAUGUUAGCCAGGAGCGGGAGCAUUCAGCGCCAGAAACAGCUAAUCCACCGGUUGCCGUGCCCCCCAACCACUCGGAAACGGAAGACGACUUCUUCUGCAAAUCAAUAGCUGCCUACCUGCGUCAGUUGUCGCGCGUCCACAAAAUCAAGGCCAAAGUGGAGAUGUACCAGAUCCUGGAGAAGUACAUUCUGCUCGAGGAGAGCGGUACGGGGUCGGGGACAGGCGGUUCGGGCUGAACAGGUUACAUAGCUACUUAUGUACAUAGAUUUUAACAUAGUUUUUUAAUGCAGUACAAAUAUACAAAGUGACGAAAAUCA